This is a messenger RNA of Mercurialis annua (annual mercury), 1022 nucleotides long. RefSeq names its product multiple organellar RNA editing factor 2, chloroplastic. Gene Ontology annotation, cellular component: mitochondrion. The record is from RefSeq and is a predicted model, not a curated record. NCBI's taxonomy places the organism in Eukaryota, Viridiplantae, Streptophyta, Magnoliopsida, Malpighiales, Euphorbiaceae. The coding region runs from base 57 to 773 and encodes 238 amino acids. The transcript has 4 exons. Gene Ontology annotation, biological process: cytidine to uridine editing; mitochondrial mRNA modification.
CCCUCACUCCCAUUUCCUAUCUCUUCCAAAAACCCUUCUUCCUCUCCCCAUCCAAAAUGGCCCAAACCCUAGCUCGCUCCUUCACCCGCCACCUCACCUUCUCCUUCCUCCUCCCGAAGCGCCUCCUCUCCACCUCCACCGCCAUCGUAACUCAACCACCUUCUCCUCAGUCCCUUUUCCUUUCUCGCCGCUCACUGCUUCCUCUUUCUCAUGCCGUCCCUUCAAUCAAACCGACCCGUUUCACUACCAUUCGAUGCCGGGUCAACCGUUCCGGUAACUCGACUUACUCGCCGUUGAACUCAGGGUCAAACUUCAGUGACCGUCCGCCGAAUGAAAUGGCCCCGCUUUUUCCGGGAUGUGAUUAUGAGCAUUGGCUUAUUGUUAUGGACAAGCCUGGCGGUGAAGGAGCUGCUAAGCAGCAAAUGAUUGAUUGUUAUAUUCAAACUUUAGCUAAAGUUGUUGGCAGUGAGGAGGAAGCCAAGAAGAAGAUUUAUAAUGUGUCUUGUGAGAGAUAUUUUGGAUUUGGCUGUGAGAUUGAUGAGGAGACAUCAAACAAGCUUGAAGGUUUGCCCGGUGUUCUUUUCGUUCUACCUGAUUCUUAUGUCGAUCCCGAAAACAAGGACUAUGGUGCUGAGUUGUUUGUGAAUGGGGAGAUAGUUCAAAGAUCACCUGAAAGGCAGAGAAGGGUGGAACCACAGCCACAGAGAGCUAAUGAUAGACCAAGAUACAAUGAUAGAACCAGAUAUGUGCGUCGCAGAGAAAAUAUGCGGUAAAUUUCCAAGCGGAACAACUAGUUGUAUAGAUUGUGGCCCUGAGGUUCUUGUUCUUUCUGCUUGGUUACGAUUAUGAGUAGGGUUUAAAUGCUCGGAAGAUUGUUGAACUAGUAAUGAUGAUUGUGUGCGAGCAUUUUGUAGACAUUUAUGGAAAGGUAAUGAAUGUAAGACGGAAACAUCUGAUGUCUGUUAUAACUGUCUCACUGUUGUAUACUCUUUUGUUGAAUAACAUGUCUGAAAUUUUCAUUA